This is a messenger RNA of Cataglyphis hispanica, 471 nucleotides long. RefSeq names its product cytochrome b-c1 complex subunit 10-like (gene UQCR-6.4). The record is from RefSeq and is a predicted model, not a curated record. The transcript has 2 exons. Lineage: Eukaryota; Metazoa; Arthropoda; Insecta; Hymenoptera; Formicidae. Gene Ontology annotation, biological process: mitochondrial electron transport, ubiquinol to cytochrome c. Gene Ontology annotation, cellular component: mitochondrial inner membrane. Bases 230 to 391 code for a protein of 53 amino acids.
AUGUGCAAUGGCCUUUACUGCCAAUAUUAAAAAUCUCUAAUCUAGAUGCGAUGAGCUUUUUCGGAAAAGCAGAGCUCUCAUUGGAUAUCGCCCAUUGCUUCCUAAUCGCGUCCAGUCGUCCAGUGUGCGAGGGUCAUUACUGCUUAAGUUUUUUUUUUGUGUUUGCCAGGGUCCCACCUGUGAUCACCUGAGCUGAAGCUGAAGUUACUGCUUGAAUCAAACUGAGAAAAUGGCUCUUCGGUUAGGACGAAAGCACGUCGAAUUAGCUGGAAAAUGGUUUCCAUCUGUGAUGGCUUAUGGAACUGCCGGAUCAUUAACAUUGUUGUACUUCACUGAUUGGAAAGCUGUAUUGCAAUAUGUUCCUUUUUACGGUGGCAAAUAUGAGGAAUAAAUCACACAAUAGUUAUAUCAGUUCUCCGAUAUGAUUAUGUAAUAAUCCUAUUGGACCAAUAGAAAUUUUAUUGUACCAUA